This is a messenger RNA of Paraglomus brasilianum, 1848 nucleotides long. Lineage: Eukaryota; Fungi; Glomeromycota; Glomeromycetes; Paraglomerales; Paraglomeraceae. The record is from the annotation of a GenBank genome assembly.
AUGUCAAGGCUACCCCCAGGCCGUCAACAACAAUACCCAGACUCGCAAAACUCUUCAUCCCCUCGAGGCUACGAUAAUGCAGAAUAUGGAAAUAACUAUGCCCCUCCCCAACCAACACGAAGUCCUGUACCCACAGAUGUCGACCAGCUAAACUUUAAUAAUUUAAGGAUUUCUGAUGAUCCUUACUCUCAACCUUCACGCUCAAUAGGAGUUCAACCUGGGGCAUUUCGCUCCUCGCCAUCUCUCUCUCACAGAUCACGCUCGCCACAGCCAGAGCAGUACUAUCACCCAGCCCACAGACAAGCAAGCCUUCCUCCCCAACCGAACCAGAUGGGACAAGUUGAUGCACAGAUAACCCAGGAUCCUCGCUCUUUUCGAAGAAGAAGCCCUAUGCCCGCACAAUCUCCUGAACAACUUGAUUCUUAUGCGGGUCGUGGUAACUAUCCAGCUUACGUUGAUUAUCCUCCACCAGAGUUUCCGCCUCCUGGUCCUUUCUCGCCGCCACAGCAGCCACCACAGCCACCACCACAUGGACAGCCAGGAAGUUAUGGGUAUGAAUACCAGCAAGGUUAUCACCCAUCCGAUGGAUAUUAUACAGAGGGAGAUCCAUAUACUCAGGGAGAUCCAUAUACUCAGGGAGAUCCAUAUGCGCAAGCUCCUUCCGACUAUGUAUAUUAUGACCAAGGUAUAAGACCUUCAGAUUAUCCAGCUGCAUAUGCCGGUCAAGCGUACGGUCCAGCACCUUAUCGCCAAUACUCUAUUAAUAGUUCUUCAGGAAAGGGAGGCCGGCUUGGUGGGCCGUCAUCGCGCCCUGAUGAGGUUGUGGAAAGACCAAAUUAUUCUCCAGAAGCAAUUGAACGAUAUCGCAAUAAAGUUAAAGCCGCAGGAGAUCCGGCCAGUCUACUUAAUUUUGUCAAAUAUUUAAUUGAAGCAUCAGCCGAAGCAGGAGAAAAUGAAGCCGACCCAAAAGCAGCACAAAAAGCCAAGGAUGCAUUAAUACAAGAAGCAUUUAAAAUUCUCAAGCGUCUAGCUACACAAGGAAUGGGAUUUGGCAAACCUGCUUAUCCGGAAGCUCAGUUUUAUCUAGCUAAUUGCUAUGGUAAUGGAUCUUUAGGUCUUCCCAGGGAUAACGACAAAGCAUUUAAUUUGUACAUGCAAGCGUCAAAACAGAAUCAUGCAGCCGCUACUUAUCGUUUUUUAUCUCAACACAAAAAUCCCCGAGAAGCUGUUACAUGGCUUAAGCGUGCUGCACAGAAUGCCGAUGCUGAUAAUCCGCACGCACUUCAUGAGAUGGGGUUGUUGCAUGAAAGGGAAGAUAUUCAAAGAGAGAUUCCGUCUGUUAUACAUGACAAGGAGUUUGCUUUCGAACAAUUUAAGAAAGCGGCAGACUUGGGAUAUGAACCUUCUUGUUAUAAGCUUGGCUUGAUCUAUGAACAGGGUUUGCUUGGACAACCAGUGAAUCCGCAAAGAUCAAUAUAUUAUUAUUCCAAGGCGGCCGAAAAGAAUGAUCUUGAAGCAGCAUUAGCUUUGUCCGGAUGGUAUCUCACUGGCUCAGAGGGUGUGUUGAAGCAAUCAGACAAUGAAGCGUAUUUAUGGGCACGUAAAGCUGCUGAUAUGGGACUUGCCAAGGCAGAGUUUGCUAUAGGGUAUUAUUCUGAGAAUGGUAUUGGUACUAAGCAAGACUAUGAGGAGGCAAGGCGUUGGUAUUUACGAGCAGCAGCUCAAGGAUAUAGGAAGGCACAGCAACGUCUUACAGAGAUGAAGCAUCAGGGAACCACAAGGCGGAUGAGGCCUGAACGACAUACACGCGGCCAGGGCAAACAGGGGGAUGACUGUGUGAUCUCAUAA